Molecule: messenger RNA, 5352 nt
Organism: Capra hircus (goat)
Lineage: Eukaryota; Metazoa; Chordata; Mammalia; Artiodactyla; Bovidae
Gene: SNRK
Product: SNF related kinase
Exons: 8
Coding region: 489-2792 (767 amino acids)
Biological process (GO): intracellular signal transduction; protein phosphorylation; microtubule cytoskeleton organization
Cellular component (GO): cytoplasm
Molecular function (GO): protein serine/threonine kinase activity; tau-protein kinase activity; ATP binding
Source: RefSeq, a predicted model, not a curated record
CUCCCCGCGGCCGGCUGCCCGCUUGGUAUUAUGAUUAGUGCUGGGUGCGGGGAUUCGGCGGCCGGGAGGGAGUUGUCGGCGCCGCGGCCGCUGCGGACGGAAGCCCGCCUGCUUGCUGAGAUCAUUUCCUCGUCUUGUUUUCCUGUAUAUCUGCUUUGGGUUGAGGCCUUCCAUCCCGUGGGAAACCAUUUCUUGCUGGUGGAAGGGGAGGAACCUGACUAAAGAGGAUUCCUGCUCUGCCUUCCCUGAAUGUUUAUUUCUCUGCGGUUACUUCCAGAGCCUUCUGAGAUUCUCCUUUGGCACCUCCAGCGUUUGGCCUCCGCUCAGGAAAAAGAAGAGACUAACAAAACACAGUAAUAACAAGGAUUACUGCACAUGCAGUUUGCAGGAUGUCCAUGACGAUAUUGAAAAUGAAUUCCUUAUUUUCACCAGAUAUAUGAGAAGAUCCAUUUUAAACAGUCUAAAUAUUUUUCUCACGUUGGCCCAGCAUGGCAGGAUUCAAGCGAGGGUAUGAUGGGAAGAUUGCUGGAUUAUAUGAUCUGGAUAAAACCUUGGGUCGAGGUCAUUUUGCAGUGGUUAAACUUGCCAGGCAUGUCUUUACAGGUGAAAAAGUGGCAGUAAAAGUUAUUGACAAGACAAAAUUGGACACACUAGCCACUGGCCAUCUUUUCCAAGAGGUGAGAUGCAUGAAGCUAGUGCAGCACCCCAACAUCGUGCGCCUCUAUGAAGUGAUUGACACCCAGACCAAGCUCUACCUUAUCCUGGAACUUGGGGAUGGAGGAGACAUGUUCGACUACAUAAUGAAGCAUGAGGAGGGACUUAAUGAGGACUUGGCCAAGAAGUACUUUGCUCAGAUAGUUCACGCCAUAUCUUAUUGCCAUAAACUCCAUGUGGUUCACAGAGACUUAAAACCCGAGAAUGUGGUCUUCUUUGAAAAACAAGGUCUUGUAAAGCUGACAGACUUUGGUUUCAGCAACAAAUUUCAACCAGGGAAGAAGCUCACCACAAGCUGUGGAUCUCUUGCAUAUUCUGCCCCAGAAAUUCUGCUUGGUGACGAGUAUGAUGCACCCGCAGUAGAUAUAUGGAGUCUGGGAGUGAUCCUUUUCAUGUUGGUAUGUGGGCAGCCACCCUUUCAAGAGGCCAAUGACAGCGAGACAUUGACCAUGAUCAUGGAUUGCAAAUACACGGUGCCCGCCCACGUGUCCAAAGAGUGUAAAGACCUGAUCACACGAAUGCUACAGAGAGAUCCCAAGAGGAGGGCCUCUUUAGAAGAGAUUGAAAACCAUCCUUGGCUUCAGGGAGUGGACCCUUCCCCAGCCACGAAGUACAACAUCCCGCUCGUGUCGUAUAAAAACCUGUCGGAAGAGGAGCACAACAGCAUCAUCCAGCGCAUGGUGCUUGGGGACAUAGCGGACCGCGACGCCAUCGUAGAGGCCCUGGAAACCAACAGGUACAACCACAUCACAGCCACUUACUUCUUGCUUGCUGAAAGGAUCCUGAGGGAAAAGCAAGAGAAAGAAAUACAAACCAGAUCUGCAAGCCCUAGCAAUAUCAAGGCCCAGUUUAGGCAGUCCUGGCCAACCAGAAUCGACGUGCCCCAGGACCUUGAGGAUGACCUCACGGCCACUCCUUUGUCCCACGCGACUGUCCCUCAGUCUCCUGCCCGGGCCGCCGACAGCGUCCUCAACGGGCACAGGGGCAAAGGCCUGUGUGACUCGGCCAAGAAGGAGGACCUCCCCGAGCUGGCUGGGCCCGCGCUGUCCUCGGGGCCACCGGCCGGCCUGAAGCCCGCGGCCAGUGGGCGGAAGUGCCUGUUCCGGGUGGAGGAGGACGAGGAGGAGGACGAGGAGGACAAGAAGCCCAUGUCCCUCUCGACCCAGGUGGUGCUGCGCCGCAAGCCGUCCGUGACCAACCGGCUGACGUCCCGCAAGAGCGCGCCGGUGCUCAACCAGAUCUUCGAGGAGGGGGAGUCGGAUGACGAGUUCGACAUGGACGAGAACCUGCCGCCCAAGCUGAGCCGCCUCAAGAUGAACAUCGCCUCCCCGGGCACAGUGCACAAGCGCUACCACCGCCGGAAAAGUCAGGGCCGCGGCUCCAGCUGCAGCAGCUCGGAGACCAGCGACGACGACUCGGAGAGCCGCCGGCGGCUGGACAAGGACAGCGGCUUCACGUACUCCUGGCACCGCCGGGACAGCAGCGAGGGGCCCCCGGGCAGCGAGGGCGACGGUGGCGGCCAGAGCAAGCCGAGCCGCGGUGGCGGGGGCGCGGACAAGGCCAGCCCCAGCGAGCACAGCGCCGGCGGCGGCGGCCCUGCGGGCGGCUCGGGCGGCGCCCCGGGUGGCACGUCGGGUAGUGCGCGCCGCUGCGCCGGGACCGGCUCGUCCCCGUCCACGCAGCUGGCCGCGCGCGGCGCCGGGGAGCUGGUGGAGAGCCUCAAACUCAUGGGCCUCUGCCUCGGCUCGCAGCUGCAUGGCAGCGCCAAGUACAUUCUUGACCCGCAGAGUGGCCUGUCCUUCUCCAGCGUGAAGGUGCAGGAGAAGUCCGCCUGGAAGAUGUGCAUCGGCUCCGCCGGCGGCGCGGCGCCCACCCCGGCCGGGGGCGGCAUGAAGUUCUUCUCCGACCACGUGGUGGACACCACCGCGGAGUUGGACCGGAUAAAGAGCAGGAACCUGAAAAACAACGUGCUCCAGCUACCUCUGUGCGAAAAGACCAUCUCUGUGAACAUCCAGCGGAACCCCAAGGAGGGGCUGCUGUGCGCCUCCAGCCAGGCCAGCUGCUGCCACGUCAUCUGAGCUCGGCGCGCCUCCUGCUCAGAGCGGCCAAGACCGGCUCACUCCACUGGUCCCCUUUCGGUUUCCCCUCUCAAAGCGGGCAGUUAUUUAUUACUUUCUCGUUUGUGCGCCUGACGACGUGACAAAUGCAUGGUCUUUGUGCAUGCUGCUAGACACUGCUUUUCUUUUCCAGCCGAAAAGUCGCGUGUCAUUUUUACAUUUAUAAUCUUAAUGUGGAUGAUCAGGACUAAAUUAAAAUGUAUAUUUGGAACCUAAUAUCUAUGGAGCACUUAGAAAUUUGAUGUUCUGCACUUGAGAAAAUGCUUUUCCUUGUGAAAAAUCUAAAUUCCCGCCCUGACCUUCAGUGACAUGGAAACUCCGUGCUCUGAGGCAUACUCUGGUGUCUGAGACAGAACCAAAGCAAUAACCUUGUGAUGCCGAUAGGCCUGGAGCCCGCGAGCGUGGGGUGCCCAGCCUCCAGGGCACCUGUACGGAGCAGAGUGCAGCAAGCGUCUGCACCAAAAACCAUAAAACCAUGAUUUCAGCAUAACCCACACCUGUUUGUCUUAAGCUAUAGUGUGAAAAGUUUGGGCUCUUAAAAUUUAACUGAAAAAGAUGUUCUUGUUUUGUACUAGGUGAGAAAGUACAUAGAUUUAUAAGGCAGCUUCCUCCGUAGUGGUCAGUCACAAGCAGACAAUCUCAUUUUGUAAUGUGAUAAAGUGAACUGAAGAUGUCUUAACUCGACUUCUAGAGUGUGUGUCUGUCUAACAGAACAAAAGGAUGCUUGGUGUAAAUUCUCUUGUGGAGGGCGUACCCCAGGCUUCCUGGACAACCAUGUAGGUAGAAGGAACGCUGGGGCCUAAGUAACAUGGAAGCAAAGGUGUUGGCAAAGUCAAAACCCCAUUGAAAAAAAAAUCGGGUAUUUGAUUUUUAGGACUUUGAUAAUUAGGUUGUCUGUUGGUAACUUCCAUUCUUUUAUGUCCUUUAGCUCAACUACCUAUGGGAAUUGGCUGAUUAAAAAGAUUAAAAAGGUUAAAUACACAGCCAACAAAAAUGCACAAAGCCUGCUUUGUUUUUUGUUUUUGUUUUUUGCUGGAAGUGUUUUUUACCUUACCUUCCUGCCAAAAUAAUAAUCAAAGAACUCUUGCUUUAAAACUACUCCUGUACAAGACUACUCUUGACCAGAUAAUCAUCUUCUGUGGCUUUUAUCUUGUAGGACACAGUCUCAUUUUGGGAAGGGGCCAGAUGCUACUUUUUCUUGCUGUGCCCAGAGGGUCUUAAAAGCAACGCUUAAGUGACAUUGGUUAUAGGAUAUGGCCGGUCCCUCUGGCUUUCUCACGCUCCUCAGCGUCCCGUCCUGUCUGAGUGACGGCCGUCUGGUCUGUAGUGGGCAGAGCGGCGAAGGACCACAUUCCACUGGUCACGGUUUCUCCACAUGUACACCGACUCUGCUACUUUAGGAUUCAUGUAUUUUACUCAGAACUCUGAAUUUCACAGUACGCUUACUAACCUAAGUAAAGAUGAUACUCAAAAUACCUAUUUUACUUUCUAGACCUAGACUAGAUAACGUUUUAAGCUACAGCUCUAGUUCAUUGUGAUAUUUAUAAUUGAAAGCUAUGAGAAUAGAUGUGUGGGUGAAGCCAUAGAACAUAUUUGCUUGAAAUUUAUUGAGCAGGGAUCUUACAAAGGGCCAGAAAAAAGAUGUGUGGUUCACACAGAUAGUGAGCGUAACAUCUGUAUUAAAUGUCGGAGAGAAGUUUAUAAAGGGCAUUGGCAAUAAACUCUUUGUUGCAGCUGUUUUCCAAGUAAUGUAAAUACUUUUUCCUGUGAUUAUGUAUAGCCUUGGAAUGGCACCUUUUAACUAACCCAUAUGUGUUUGGUUUUCGAUCGUUUUUUAUAUUCAGAUGUAUAUAUGGUGCUCACUUUUAGGAUCAGCAGUGUUGACCAUUUAUGCUGCAUAGCUGUAUCAUAGCCUUAUUAGUCGUGUGUGGUUGGUUGGCCCUCUGGGUAGACAGAUGUCAGUCUGAGUGGCGUCUUACUCCUUGUUCAUCAGUGAAUGACUGUGCCUGUGUUGUAUGUCAUAGUAUGUCGUCACAUAAAAGGGAGGGAGCAAAUAACCAUUAUGUUAAGAUAAUAUUGGACCAAACGACUUACUUGCUCUAAAGUUUCUUGUACCCCUUAACCUGUCUUCAGAAGUUGCAGUUACAGUAGUGUGUAAAUUAAAUAUUGUGGAAAAACAAUUAGUCUUGUAUUUUUCUGUAUGUGUGUGUGUAUAUAUAUAUAUACAUUAUAUAUAUAUAUAAAAAAUUAUGUACUUCUGGCAAUUCUAUCUGUAUUUAAAGUUGUGACAAUCUUGACACCGAUUUUAAGAAUAGCCGUGAGACUGAAUCAAAUUAAAGCUGUCCCUUCCAAGUUAGAAUCGAUGUGUGUUAAGAGGGUACAGAAUUGUCAGCUGAUUUUGGCUGGUUGCUUCCACUGCUGGUUGGUUUUCCGCAUUGUAUAAACAUUGACAGGUAUGUGAUACAUGGGAAAAAACAAAGUCCAGACAAUAAAGUGGCAUAUUGGUGUUCAGCAAUAUAAA